Molecule: messenger RNA, 2515 nt
Organism: Sorex fumeus (smoky shrew)
Lineage: Eukaryota; Metazoa; Chordata; Mammalia; Eulipotyphla; Soricidae
Gene: KLHL3
Product: kelch like family member 3
Exons: 15
Coding region: 452-2215 (587 amino acids)
Biological process (GO): renal sodium ion absorption; protein K48-linked ubiquitination; monoatomic ion homeostasis
Cellular component (GO): cytosol
Molecular function (GO): protein binding
Source: RefSeq, a predicted model, not a curated record
UGGCGAGGAGCUGCCGGAGCCUUUGCGAUCUCCGCAGAGGAGACGGGAGCCCCCGGGUGGGCAGGUCGCCUAGGCUGGGGAUGCCUGGGCAGAUGUGGAGGCGGCUGGAAAGGUGGCACUGCUGGCGGGUCGCACGAUCUGCCGCCGUUCCUAGGCGACGGCGAGAGCAGCAAGCCUGCGGGGGAGGGGGAGCAAGUGGGUUGCUGCUUUUAGCAGCUGAAAGGGCUGCAGGGAGCUCUGGGUAAGACAUUUUCUGCUGCUGCUGCUUCUGCGGUAGAAGCUGCUGCUAGUACGGCAGAGGAAGGAGGAUCGAGAGGGAGGAGGCUUCAUUUGCAGCCAUGCUGAAUCACUGUUGCUGAUCAGAUCUCCCGCGGGUUGGCUGGAGAACGGAGCUAGGAGCCCUGGGUGUCUGCACAGUUCAGCGACUGCCACCCUGGCUGGGCCUCGCACAAUGGAGGGCGAAAGCAUCAAGCCGAGCUCCCAGCCCCCGAUACAGACUGGGGAUGAUGAGAAGAACCAGAGGACGAUCACUGUCAACUCUGCCCACAUGGGGAAGGCGUUCAAGGUUAUGAAUGAAUUGCGGAGUAAGCAGCUGUUGUGUGAUGUGAUGAUUGUGGCAGAAGAUGUGGAGAUCGAAGCCCACCGCGUGGUCCUGGCCGCCUGCAGCCCUUACUUCUGUGCGAUGUUCACAGGUGACAUGUCUGAGAGUAAAGCCAAGAAGAUUGAAAUCAAGGAUGUGGAUGGACAGACUCUGAGUAAGCUCAUUGACUACAUCUAUACAGCCGAGAUUGAGGUGACGGAGGAAAAUGUGCAGGUGCUGCUUCCUGCUGCCAGCUUGCUGCAGCUCAUGGAUGUUCGGCAGAACUGCUGUGACUUCCUGCAGUCCCAGCUGCACCCCACCAACUGUCUGGGCAUCCGCGCCUUUGCUGACGUACACACCUGCACAGACCUUCUGCAGCAGGCCAAUGCUUAUGCAGAGCAGCACUUUCCAGAGGUGAUGCUGGGGGAAGAAUUUCUUAGCCUAAGUCUGGACCAGGUGUGCAGCUUGAUAUCCAGUGAUAAACUGACUGUUUCUUCAGAAGAAAAGGUCUUUGAAGCUGUGAUAUCAUGGAUCAAUUAUGAGAAAGAAACUCGUUUAGAGCACAUGGCAAAGCUGAUGGAACAUGUCAGGCUCCCCCUCUUGCCUAGGGAUUACCUUGUCCAGACAGUUGAAGAAGAAGCGCUGAUAAAAAAUAACAACACCUGUAAGGACUUCCUCAUCGAGGCCAUGAAGUAUCAUCUCCUCCCCCUAGACCAGAGGCUCUUGAUUAAGAACCCCAGGACCAAGCCCCGGACUCCGGUCAGCCUGCCCAAGGUCAUGAUUGUGGUCGGAGGCCAGGCGCCCAAGGCAAUUCGCAGUGUGGAGUGCUAUGAUUUUGAGGAGGACCGGUGGGACCAGAUCGCUGAGCUUCCCUCCAGGAGAUGCAGAGCAGGUGUGGUCUUCAUGGCGGGCCACGUGUACGCUGUGGGCGGGUUCAAUGGUUCCCUUCGAGUCCGCACUGUGGAUGUGUACGACGGCGUGAAGGACCAGUGGACGUCCAUUGCCAGCAUGCAGGAGCGUCGGAGCACGCUGGGCGCUGCGGUGCUCAACGACCUACUCUACGCAGUGGGAGGCUUUGAUGGCAGCACUGGCCUAGCGUCGGUGGAAGCCUAUAGCUAUAAGACCAACGAAUGGUUCUUCGUGGCCCCGAUGAACACGCGGAGGAGCAGCGUGGGCGUAGGUGUGGUGGAGGGGAAGCUGUAUGCUGUUGGGGGCUAUGAUGGGGCUUCCCGACAGUGCCUGAGCACUGUGGAGCAGUAUAACCCAGCGACCAAUGAGUGGACAUAUGUGGCAGACAUGAGCACCCGCCGCAGCGGUGCAGGAGUUGGGGUUCUCAGCGGGCAGCUGUACGCCACAGGUGGGCACGACGGGCCCUUGGUGAGAAAGAGCGUUGAGGUUUACGACCCUGGAACAAACGCCUGGAAGCAGGUGGCCGACAUGAACAUGUGCCGGCGCAAUGCAGGGGUCUGUGCGGUGAACGGGCUCCUGUAUGUGGUUGGCGGGGAUGAUGGAUCCUGCAACCUAGCGUCAGUGGAGUACUACAAUCCUGUCACCGACAAGUGGACCCUGCUGCCUACCAACAUGAGCACGGGGCGGAGCUAUGCAGGUGUUGCUGUGAUUCACAAGCCCUUGUGACCCCAACUCCCACUGCCAGGAGGUGGAGGAAGGGAGGUGCUGCUGUGCCUCAGAGCAGCAAGUCAUGGACUGGAUGCCCCCUGCUGCCGUGUGCUCAGGCUGCAAUGGAGUGAGAAUUGCUCUCCUUGGACUCGGCCACAUGGCAUCCCAGCACAAAGACUAGGGACCAACCUCCUGCUCCCCGAGGUGUUUCAGCCACUGCCCUGAGCAGUGGGUUCCUUAUAGCUUGGCAGCACCUUUGUUUUUUUGUGUGUUGCUACAGGGACAACAGAUAACAGAAACUCUGUGUGUGUGUGUGUG